CUAUCAUUGGUGACAACAUUUUACUAUUAAAUUUUUCAGAUAAAUUUCUGUACUUGUAAAGAAGGAAUAUUGACUAUCAUGGUUUCAUUAUUUACGUCAAUGCUAUCGCCUCAGUUAAAAGAAAAGCUUGGAAUACGACCCAGAACCAAUAACGAGAUUAAACCUCUCUCUCCGCACAAUAAAUCUUUAAAUUCUUCUAAUAUACCCAGACUACCCACAGAGCUGGCCACAGAGGUUCAAAGUCCUGGGUUCGCUUCCCGUCUCUCUAGUCUAGUUCGUGAGGAGCAGGGGAAUGAAAGAUUAUCUCCAAGAUUCAGUUUCGCUGGCUCAAUGCCAAAGGUUUCCUUUAAGAGUAGAACACAGCCGAGACUAACUUCAAGAAACAGUUCUAAGGUUGGUCGAAGCCGUGUAACCGUAAGGAUAGCUCCGGCGGAACCAUUCAGUCCGUUUAAACGUAGAAUCAGCUCUGAAUCUCAAGGCAGGGGUAGAAGGAAGGACGGAGAAGAUGAAAAGAGAAGUUCUUCAACCGACCCAAGAUCUGUUAUUGCUGUACUAGCCGAACUUUCUGGAAAACGAAAUCGAAGAUCAAGUGACGAACAUUCAGAAGAUGGUAGUAAAAGAGCUCGACGUGACUCCUCCUCCUCUCUGGGUUCCUCCCUGAGUAUGGAGAUGCCUCCGUUGUUCUCCUCCGGAGUUGUUGGACAGACAACCAGUCAUCUUGUAUCCAGGGAGGCAGAUUUAUCAUUGGGAAACCUUCUCUCCAGGAACCAAUCCGUCUUCGGACAUCAAGCUCCAGGACCCCCAUCCCAGUCUGCUGGGUUAACCUCGACCAAGAGUAGAGCUGUCAACGCCGAGCUCCUGGCUAGUCUCUCCUCCUCCAGGUGUAUGCUGAAGCGGGCCCGGGACUCGGAAUCGGACUCUGAGGAUUCGGAGAGGGAGUCCGAAACUCCGAAACCUAAAAAGCAGAACGUGUUCCAGUCUCCGGACAGGGAAAAGGAAAGAAAGAAUUCUUCAUCUCGAAAAAGCAGAAGAAAGUCUAGUGAGGGUAGUCCUAAUACAACACUGACUGAAAAACAGGAGAAUAUCUCCUCUACUCCUAAUGUCCAAGGAUCUCGGCAAGUUAUUCCAACUCCAGAGAAACCAGACCUUACUCCGGGUAAGAAGAACAGCACAGAGAAGGCUAGGAUGGUGACCAAGGAGGAUCUAGACCUGGAUAGAAAACUGCAGAGGAAAAGACUGGAUAAGUUACUUGCCGUAUUCGGGGAUGAGAUCAAAGGUCCUGAGGAGAAGGAAAAAGAGGUUAUAGAACCGGAGACAGUUUCUAAACCUGGAGGAUUUCCGUUCGAGUUUGGUUCAAAGGAUGGCGGAGAAAAACAGGCUCAGAACGAUGCCCCUGGGUUUACGCAUACAUUUGGAGCUAAACCCAGUUCAGGAGAGAAGGAGAAAACUCCAACUGUAACCUUCUCUCUAUCCACGGAGAAGGGUGGAGUACCUCCACUUCAGUCAAGCGACAGUUCUAGCACUGUUAUACUAGAGGAUUCAACUCCACGGGACGAAUCUGCCCCGGGUUCUGUUAAACCUGUUCUCUCCACACCCCAACCCUCGUCGGAAUUUAGUAUAGGAGCAAAGGAACCCGGCUCAUCUUCUGGAAUAUUAAAAAAUAAACCUUCUGGGACAGCAGAGAAUAAUCCGGGUUUUAAGGUCGGAGCUACAUCAGCAGAUUCGAAGGCUGAACCUCCGGUUAGUGUUCCAGGUUCAACUGUUCCUAGUUCUGAAUCUAGUAAACCACCACCUCCAGCUUUCAGCUUUGGUUCUACUGCUACGGAAACUAAGUCUUCUGCUGAAAAGGCAAGUCCGGAAGAAUUUUCUUUUGGAAAAUCUGGAGCUUCUGAUAGUCCAGCUGCUUCUUCAGCUCUUCCAGCGUACAGCAGCUUCUCUGCUCCGAGUGCAGCUCCUCCAGCUUACAGCUCAGUAGCGUCUUUGAACACAACAACAGUUGCUGCUGCUCCAACCUUCCAGUUUGGAGCUACUACUGGAGUUGCGAUUACAAGUACUCAUGCUACUGGAGCUACUGGAGCUGUGGAGAAACCUAUUUUCAGUUUUGGAGUAGGAGGAGUAGGUACAACAACAGGGACUGGAGCAGGUAGUACAACAACAAAUGUAUCUUCUGUUUUAUCAAGUUCCACUUCUGAAGCCCCUUCAGCAUUCCCAUUUGGACAGGGUAAUCCAGCAUCUGUAGCUUUCACAUUCGGAGCUCCUGCUGCUCCUUCAGCUGAAAAACCAUCAGCAGCUGCAGCAGCUCCCUCCUUCUCUUUCGGAAUUUCUAAUCCUGUUGCUCCUUCAUCUUCUACAGCUCCUACGUUCCAGUUCGGAGCAGGGAAUACAUCCGGAACAGCUGCUCCUGCACCUGUUGCGGCCCCAGCGUUCCAGUUCGGAGCAGCUGCUACAUCUACACCAGCAGCUCCAGCAACUUCUGCUGCUCCGGUGUUUUCAUUUGGAGGAACUCCUUCCUCAGAAAAACUUGCUGCUCCUUCGUCAACAUUUGGAGCUGUUCCAACGACAGCAGCUGGAGCCAAUACUUCCUUUCAAUUUGGCAAUGCUGCUCCAACCACGUCAACUCCAGCUGCUCCCGCUGCUACAUUUCAGUUUGGUAAAACUGCUGAUGCAAAACCUGGAUUCAGCUUUGGUGGUUCUGGAACCAAACCUGCGGAUAAGCCUAGUUCAACGUUCUCAUUUGGGUCUAACACAACAGCGCCAGGUUCCGUUUUCGGGGGAAAUGCAGGCGCUUCAACUUUUGGCGGGUCAAUUACUCAGCCCUCAUCAACAUUUGCCGGUUCUACAGCACAACCCGCCUCAGCAUUCGGGGGCUCUUCUACCAACCUUAAUUCUACGUUUAGUGGCUCCUCUACUCAAAUUGCAUCUACAUUCGGUGGUGCAGCAACCAAUACUGCUUCAGCUUUUGGUGCCCCUCCUACAACUCAAGCAAGCCUUUUCGGUAAUGCCGCUCCAGCAUUCGGUGCGACCUCCAGUGCUUCAGCUGCUCCUACUUUUUCUUUUGGUAAAUCGGAUGCUUCCAAACCAGUAGCUGCCGCCACUCCGUUCAGUUUUGGAGCGACAGCGCCGCCAAAACCUGAAGUAGCCGGUGGUGUAUUUUCUUUUGGAACUACGGCUCCCAAACCUGCAUCUACCUUUGCCUUUGGAGGUACAGCUGCCAGCCCUGUUGCUCCUGCAGCAGCAGCUCCUGCCCCCGGAGGAGCGUUCCAGUUUGGAGGAUCCGCUACCAGUCAACCUCAACAGCCUCAGCAGCAAUCGGGAGCUUUCAGUUUCGGAGCUUCUGCAACACAACCGCAGUCGUCCGUUUUCUCUUUCGGAUCUUCUUCAGCAGCAUCUCCUCCUAAUGCAAACCCAUUUGGAGCUGCUGCCCAACCUACUGCUUCUACAUUUGGAGCUCCUGCCCCCACUUUUGGUUCAGCUGCUCCUGUUAACCCAGCCUUUGGAGCCACAAGUCCAAACACUUUUGGAGCUCCAGCACCAAGCUUUGGUGCUCCAGCACCGAGCUUUGGAGCUCCUGCGCCAACAUUUGGAGCCCCGGCUCCCAGUUUUGGAGCUCCAGUUCCUAGUUUCGGAGCUCCUGCCCCUAGUUUUGGAGCUCCUGCUCCUGCCUUUGGAGCCCCUGCUCCAGCUGCCGGAAAUAUGUUCUCAAUUGGAACUGGAAGUAAUCAGCAGAGACCGGGAACAGCACCAAGGAAGUAUGCAACAGCUAGAAGAAGUAGGAAGUAAUAAGACUCAAGAGGAUUCACCAGGCUCAGAAAACCAUCUGAAAUAGUUUCAAUCUUAUUUUUAGAAUUAUGUCGAGUGAAAAUUUACGUAUUAGUAUUGUUUGAAAAGCAUGUCUGAUCAUUGUUUAUGUGACUUCAAAUUGUUUUGUUUUUUACACCUGAUAUACACUAGUUAGAUGUUAUAAACAUUUAACAACCUGAUAUACACUAGUUAGAUGGUAUAAACAUUUAACAACCUGCAACAUCAAACAAGAGGACUGGACUAUUUUAUAAAAGUAGUCAAGUUUUGAAUUAAUGUCCAUUCCUCUUCAUUUCUAUAUAAUACUAAUGGAAUUCAUUUAAUCAUCGUUGUUUUUAAGUCUAUUUAAUUUUUAAUCUAAGAUAUGCUUGCUUGUAGAUUUAAUCAAUAUUUUAGUUAAAUAUAUUAAACUUUAGUU
Messenger RNA from Eurytemora carolleeae, 4216 nucleotides. Its product is annotated as ice-structuring glycoprotein-like. NCBI's taxonomy places the organism in Eukaryota, Metazoa, Arthropoda, Copepoda, Calanoida, Temoridae. The coding region runs from base 79 to 3780 and encodes 1233 amino acids. The record is from RefSeq and is a predicted model, not a curated record. The transcript is spliced from 6 exons.